Messenger RNA from Ambispora leptoticha, 504 nucleotides. Lineage: Eukaryota; Fungi; Glomeromycota; Glomeromycetes; Archaeosporales; Ambisporaceae. The record is from the annotation of a GenBank genome assembly.
AUGAGUAAUACUAAUAACAAAACUGAAAAUUUUCCUCAAUUAUAUGAGAUAUUAUUAUAUAAGAAAAAGAAUAUAACAGCUAUUCAAAAAAAACUUGAUAUUAACAGUAAUAUAAAUCAAAUGACAGUGCUGGAGAGCAAGAAAGCAAAAAAACUUGAUGAUUCAUAUGAAUUAUUAUUAGAAUUGGUGGGAAAUUUAAUACUUAUACAGGGAAAACUUAGUAUAGAUAUCAAUCCCAUUUUAGAAGUGAAACUUAGAAGGGAUAAAGCCUCUUCAAAUAAACCAAUUAGAUUAUUUGAUUUGCUUUUAUCUUUAGAAGAUGAUAUAGUGGUAAUUCAGGAUAAACUCAGUAUUAUUAGUUAUUCUAAUCAAGAAAGGGCAGAAAAAGUUGAUGAGAAUGUAAGAGUACAACUACAAAAGCUUGAGAAAUUUCACAGUCCAUUAGAAGAUGAUCCAGAUGUGAUUUUACCAAAAUAUGAUGAAAUAGGGGUAAAGAAAAUUUGA